GAGGAAAGAACGCAAGACAGACGGUGAUGACUUCUUGGGGUCUCAGACCAGCUCCUUUUCUCUAUCUUGGGCUAAUAUUCACAGCAGGGACUCUUAGAUCUUCUUCUGAGGUCCUUCUCCAGGUCCUUCCUCCUUUUCAGUUGUGCCUCCACAUCUGUGGAAUAUUCUCCCCAGUGAGGUCUGCCUGGCACCUUCGUUGAUGACCUACCGCUUCUUAUUCGUUGACCAUCCCAGAGGUAAGCUCAUGCCUCCAUCCCCUGUGGGUGCCAAACCAGGCCUGACCCCUUUUCCGGAGUCUCUGGGACCAGAACUGUCGGCACUGCAUCCGCUGCUCGACUGGCCAGCUCCAGCUGACAAUACUGUAGCCUUCGCAUCCUCCACCAGCCCUGAGAAGAGCCGUUACUGGUUAUUGCAAUCUCAGAGCAGCUACACGGUGGGUAACACGCUGCUGGUGUGGUUGGAGGCCUGGGACCACAGUGGGCAGCCCAAGCACUAUGGCGGGGACUUCUUCAGGGCCAAACUGCACUCUCCGGAGCUUAAGGCAAGUGUGGCUGGGACAGUGCAGGACCACAACAACGGCACCUACAUGCUGGCUUUCCCGCUUUUGUGGGCAGGUGCGGUGCAGGUGUCUGUGCAUCUCAUCCACUCCAGCGAGACUGUAGCCCUCCUUCGGCACAUCCGGAACUCCCACCCCUCCACAGUCGCCUUCUACGGCUACUUCAUGGACUCAGGCCUGCAGAGCAAAGAAGAGGUGACUGAAUGUAACGUGCAUCCAUUCUCAGGUCCAACCUGCCAGUAUGUGGAUCCUGGCACCAAUGAGAGCUGGUUUUGUGCUAGGCCUCACCAUCUCUCAUGCAGUGACCUUGUGCACCACUCUGCUGGGAUCUACAAAAACGUACUCACCCCAAAUGAGAAAAACUUCUUUAGCAGGGCCGUGACAGACCGUGCCAUCCCAGGGAGUGUGCCCAUCAUCCAGGUGCUGCCUAGCCCCCAGUCGGCUGCUGUCACCUCCCCACCUCUCCCAUGCCGUCCGGGCCUUGCCCUUGCAAGCCCUUCAGGCUUUUACUACAAGGAUGUGUGGGUUUCCUUGGGAUGUUCUAGUCGGACCUUCCCUACUCCAGACAUGGCGUUGAGCUGCCUGCGAGGCAAGACAGUCCACAUGAUUGGAGACUCCACACUACGCCAGUGGUGGGAAUUUCUGCUGGCUUUCAUCCCUUCAGUCAAGCGCAUGGACCUUCAUGUGACUUAUCAGUCAGGCCCACUGCUGGCUGUGGAACCUGCAGAGGGUCUUGUGCUGAGGUGGCGUGCCCAUGGCUUACCACUGCGCACUCAGAAGACCAAGUUAGCUGAUAUCCACUACUUGGCCAAUGAGCUGGAUGCACUUGGUGGGGGCCCUGACAUGGUGGUGGCCUUCACAAUCUGGGCCCAUUUCUCCACCUUCCCUGUGGAGGUGUAUGUCCAACAGCUGCAUAGCAUUCGGCAGGCUGUGGCAAAGCUCCUUGCCCGCAGCCCCCUCACUACCAUUGUCAUCAAGACAGCCAACACGGGAUACAAGUCUGUCUAUGGCAGUGACUGGCUCUCCAUGCAGCUGGACAUCAUCCUUCGUGCCAUGUUUAAUGGCAUGCGAGUGGCGUUUGUUGAUGCCUGGGCCAUGACGUCCUGUCAUUACCUACCUGAUAACAUCCAUCCUGGCAAGGUCAUAGUACAGAAUGAAGUCAACUCCUUCCUUUCCUAUGUCUGCCCAGGAAAGUGACCUGGGAUGGAGAAGGGGAGAGAGGAAAUAAAACCUUUUGGGUAGCUUUCAAGGACCUUUUGGGUACUUCAUAGUACAUGGAAGACUGUCCACAGUAAGAAGAGGCUCUCCAGUGAGUUUCCAGCAAGCAUGGGGCACUCUUUUCCCAUGCUACAAAUCCAGCAUAGCUCUCUGUGUCUUAAGAGGGGGGAGAUGGUGCAUUUUUUGUGGAAGAGCUUGCAGAUCCCUGUUUGGGGUCACGGGGGCGAGGGGAGGAACAAUGGACAAUGGGGCAUGAUGAUCUGGGGCUUCUUCCAGCAGAAAAACGGCUGCUGCUCAAGGUAGAGGAAUUGGAUGCAUCGUUCUCUGAGAUGAUUUGCCAAGGGUCUGGAUACACUAAGAUUGGACAGUGAUAUCCCCCUUGGACAGAGAUGCUCCUGCAUUGGUCCCUGUUGGCACCAUCAUUGUAGAUGGGAAUGAGGCCCAGGUCCACACCUUUCUGCUCACAUGUGAGUGGGCUUAUGCAGCAGCAGCAGCACUGUAAUGGUGUGGGGAGCCACAGCUGCUCGGCUGCCCUGCCCAUUACAUCAGUGCUGCCACCAGGUAAGCUUACUUACACAAAGGAGUUAGACAACCUUCCUCUUGCAAGCUGGUUGACUGAGUGGCGGUGGAGGUGGCAGCAGUAGCAGCACUGUAAUGGAUCACCACCACCAGCAGCAGCUAAAUCCAUUCAUGUCUAAGCUCAAGGGUGUGGGGCAACUGCCAACCUCCCCCUCGCGCUUGCAACCAGGUUUACCCGGUGAUGAUGGUGCUGUAAUGAGCCAAGGAGCUGAGUGGCCAUUUGGUUCCCUGGCCUAUUUCAGUUCUGCUGCAGCUACAUAAGCUCAUUAACAUGUGCAAGGGGAAGGCUGGUGGCUGGAGCAGCCUCUUAGAGGCCCAAGUGGCAGUGGGUGCUGGAUGGGGACAGGCAAGGUGUGCUGCUGCUUAACAGACAGUCAACUGUGAAAGAACAGCAAAAUCACAGACAGUGCAAUCCUGUACAUGCAUACUCAGAAGCAGUAGAGGCUGGUCCAUGGGGCUACUGGGGCACAGCCCUCCCAAUGAGAAUGUCAAGCAAUUUUUAAAAUCCCCCCCCCCAAAUCACUCUUUCUUGUUCCAUGCACAUUUUAUAUUUCAAUUUGAACUCACAAAAGCUCUGCAAACAUUUGUGUCAAUCUUGUUCUCUGGCCAAUCAGCUUCUUGUUCUCUGGCCAAUCAGCUUUUUGAACCACUCAGCCAAUCCUAAUCCAAAACUAUAGCUAUGGCAAAGAGGUCCCUCCCCUUGGUUGACCUGUUUGUCAGUCCUCUUAGAAGGCUUCUACUACAGUAGGGCCCCACUCAUACGGCGGGUUACAUUCUGGACCCCUGCUGAAAAGUGAAAACCGCUGAAAAGCGGAACUCAUUGAAUAGAAUGGCACAUGACGCCCAAAAACCGCUGUUAAAGCAGAACAAGUGCCAUAUGAGUGGGGCUUUAGUCUAAUUGCAUCUAAUUGAGACCGCCGCAUUAGUGAAGCACUGUAAAGCGAAGCGCUCUAAAGCGGGGCCCUACUGUGCUGUACUCCAUCUGUUGUUAAGAGGCCUCUCUAGCACAGCCACUAUAGCAAAUUGGGGAGGAGUCUAGACUGCUUGAACAGCAGCCCACGUAGUAGUCUUAGCCUAUAUUAGAAUCACACAUUGAUUCUGAGCAUGCUCAGAUGUAUUUUAUUUUAUUUAUUUAUUUUAUUUAUUUUAUUACAUUUUUAGACCGCCCUAUAGCAAUAAGCUCCCAGGGCGGUGUACAGCAUAAUAAAACAGGUUAAAAUACAAGUGGAUGUAGAUACACAAUAAAACAUAAUUAAAAAUUUUCAAUUUUAAAUUCAAAUUUUAAAAUUUUAUAAAAAUUUUAAAAUGACUGGGCGAAGAGGUAGGUCUUUACCUGGCGCCGAAAAGAUAACAAAGAAGGCGCCAGGCGUAUCUCAUCAGGGAGGGCGUUCCAUAGUUCGGGGGCCACCACUGAGAAGGCCCUAGCUCCAGUUAUCGUUCUCCGUGCCUCCCUAUGCAUUGGGACACGGAGAAGGGCCUUCGACGUCGAGCUCAGCGACCGGGUAGGUACAUAGCGGGAGAGGCGUUCCGCCAGGUAUUGCGGUCCAAUGCCGUUAAGGGCUUUAUAGGUAAGAACCAACACUUUGAAUCUGGCCCGGAAACAUAUUGGUAGCCAGUGCAGCUGGGCCAGAACAGGUGUUAUAUGAUCAAAUUUUUUUGUCCCAGUAAGAACUCUGGCCGCAGCAUUCUGCACCAGCUGAAGUUUCCGAACCGUCUUCAGAGGUAACCCUACGUAGAGUGCAUUACAGUAGUCCAAUCUAGAGGUUACCAGAGCAUGGGUAACUGUGGCAAGGUUCUCCCUAUCCAGAUAGGGUCGUAGUUGGGCUACCAGCCGAAGCUGGUAGAACGCAUUCCGUGCCACCGAGGCUACUUGAGCCUCCAGUGACAGGAGCGGAUCUAAUAAGACCCCCAAACUACGGACCUGCUCCUUUAGGGGGAGUGUAACCCCAUCUAGGGCAGGUCGGACAUCAACCAUCUGGGCAGAGAGCCCCCCCACCAACAGCAUCUCAGU
This is a messenger RNA of Rhineura floridana, 4364 nucleotides long. Its product is annotated as NXPE family member 3-like. Bases 200 to 1753 code for a protein of 517 amino acids. The record is from RefSeq and is a predicted model, not a curated record. The transcript has 6 exons. NCBI's taxonomy places the organism in Eukaryota, Metazoa, Chordata, Lepidosauria, Squamata, Rhineuridae.